GAUAUUCACAAGGAUUAACGCAGAAAAAAAGUCCUAGAGGAUCCACCAUGUCCAGACCCAUUGCGCACAUCAGAAACUUAAUCCCGGGUGGUGGACUCCCAGACAGUCGACCACCGGAGAACAACCUUCAGGAUGUUACCAUGAAUUUGGAAAAGGUUGAUUAUGUGAUGGAGCAGGACAAGAGAAAAAUGUCAUUCUUCAAUCCCCUUGAUCCCAUACCAAACUUUGAAUUUUAUGCUAAAGACACUUGGACUGGACGUAUAAAAAGUGCCAGACCUUCACUAGAUGUUCUGCGCAAAUCACCGGACCCUGAUGAUCUUCCUCCAUCACCAGAGGAUGAUGGACGGCCCAAAGUCAAACUUGUUCGGUUUGGAUGGGUUCUGGGAGUCAUGAUUCGCUGUAUGCUGAAUAUCUGGGGAGUCAUUAUGUUUCUGCGGCUGCCGUGGAUCACGUCUCAAGCUGGAAUCAUUCUGACAUACGUCAUCAUCUUCAUGUCUGUCACCAUCACAACAAUCACAGCGACGUCAGUGUCUGCAAUCUCCACCAAUGGGAAGGUCUACUCUGGUGGUACGUACUUCUUGAUUUCACGAAGUCUGGGUCCGGAGCUUGGAGCGCCCAUUGGUUUGCUCUUCUCGUUCGCCAACGCUCUCGCCUGCUCGCUCAACACAGUGGGAUUUGCAGAAACCGUGAGAGACGUUCUCAAAGAAAACAAUGCUCAGAUGGUGGACGACGUGAAUGACGUGCGGAUUAUUGGGACGAUUACGGUCUGCAUCCUCCUCCUUAUCACAUUCGCUGGCAUGGCAUGGGAGGCGAAGGCUCAGAUCCUGUUCUUCAUUGCGCUGUUGAUCUCCUUAGCUAAUUAUUUUGUUGGGACGUUCCUUCCUCCCACUCCAGAGAAGCAGGCGGUGGGAUUUUUCGGCUACCGCGCUGAGAUUUUUGUGGAUAAUCUGCUGCCUUCCUUCCGAGGAAAAGACGGCUCUUUCUUCAGGAUGUUUUCAAUCUUCUUUCCCUCUGCCACAGGAAUUCUGUCUGGCGUCAACAUUUGUGGAGAUCUCAAGGAUCCCUCUGGUGGGAUUCCUAAAGGGACCCUGCUGGCCAUUUUCUGGACCACAGUGAGCUAUUUACUCAUUGCAAUUACAGUCGCUGCAAGUGUGGUAAGGGAUGCCUCCGGCAGUCUUAAUGACAGCUUAGCGCUCGAUUCCUCAAUCCAGUGCAGUGGUUUGGGCUGUAAACUGGGCUGGAACUUCGACCACUGUGAACAAAACCACACCUGUAGCUUUGGACUGGCAAACUACUUCCAGAUUCUUACCACUGCUUCUGGAACUGGUCAUUUGAUCACCAUUGGGAUCUUUGCAGCUACUUUGUCGUCAGCGUUGGGUUUCUUGGUUUCUGCACCCAAAAUAUUUCAGUGUCUGUGCAAAGAUAACAUUUACCCCUACAUCGGCUUCUUCGGGAAAGGUUACGGGAAAAACCAAGAGCCUCUACGUGGAUAUUUGCUGAUGUUCUUCAUUGCGUUGGCCUUCAUCCUCAUCGGUGAUCUGAACACAAUCGCUCCUCUGAUCUCCAACUUCUUCCUCUGCUCUUACGGCCUCAUUAACUUCAGCUGCUUCCAUGCCACCAUCACCAAAUCACCUGGUUGGCGUCCACAUUUCCACUACUUUUCUCCAUGGACAUCUCUGUUUGCUGCUUUCCUCUCCUUCAUCCUCAUGUUUCUGUUCACGUGGUGGGCUGCUCUGGUCACGUUCGCUAUCGUCCUCUCCCUCUUAGGAUACGUCACCUACAAGAAGCCAAAGAUUAACUGGGGAACGUCCUAUCAGGCCAGUUUCUACAACAUGGCUCUGUCCUUCUCAAUGUCUCUGACUGGUGUAGAGGACCAUGUUAAAAACUUCAGGCCUCAGUGUCUUGUUUUGACCGGCCCUCCAAAUGUCCGUCCGGCUUUGGUGGACUUUGUGGGCACUUUCACCAAAAACAUCAGCCUGAUGAUCUGUGGGAACAUUUUUAUGGUGGAGGAGAGAUCCAGGUUUCCACAGCACAGCACUGAUAUGCUGGUGGACUGGCUGAAUCAGAGGAAAGUUCGUGCUUUUUACACGUCCUUCACUGCGGACAGUCUGAAAGAGGGAACACACAGUCUCAUACAAGCUUCAGGUCUUGGCAAACUGAAGCCGAACACGCUUGUUUUGGGAUAUAAGACAAACUGGCAGGAGUGUAAACCAGAGAGAUUACAGGACUACUUCAACACCAUCAGCGAUGCGUUUGACUCCAGCUACGGUAUUGCAGUUCUGAGAAUGAUGGAUGGAUUGGACAUAAGAGAAGAUUUGAGUUCAGGCCGAUCGUCUGCAAUUGACAAUCCAGCGUUUGAGGCAGAUGAAGUUACAAAAUCAGAAAAUGAAGAGACCGACCGAAAUUCAGAUAUCUCUGACGACGGCUCCAAUGAUCAGGUCAAAACAGUGUUUCAGACCAAACAAGGCAGGAAGACCAUCGACGUCUACUGGAUCUCUGAUGAUGGAGGUCUGACUCUUCUUGUGCCGUAUUUGCUGACAAGAAGAAACCGCUGGAAGAAGAGCAAAAUUAGAGUGUUUAUCUUAGGAGAGCAAGAGACCAUGAAGGAAGACCAUAAAGACAUGAAGAUGCUGUUAAAGAGAUUCCGGCUGGAGAUCGAGGACAUCAUCGUGAUCACAGAUGUGGAUAAACCUCCUCUAGCUAAAAAUUUGCAGCGGUAUGAGGACUCCAUCGCCCCCUUCAGGCUGACCGAAGAACACACCAGGGGAGACCUGCAGGAGUUCAGGAGACUCAAUCCGUGGACGGUUUCUGACAAGGAUCUGGAGGCUAUUAGACCCAAGAUUGAGAGGACGGUGCGACUAAAUGAAAUCAUCAAGAAGAACUCCACCCACGCUGCUCUGGUUGUAGUUUCUCUCCCAGUGCCGGAUCUCAACUGUCCCAGCUCUCUCUAUAUGGCCUGGAUGGAGGCGCUGAGUUUCGGGAUACACUGUCCUGCCCUGCUCAUCCGAGGAAACCAAGAGAACGUCAUGACCUUCUACUGCCAGUAAAACUCAUCAUCAAACAUUGAUAUCUGCACAUAAAGCUGCAGUCACAUAGAGCAAUGGAAAUAUGCUCAACUUUGUGGUAAACUUGGGUCUGUAUUCACAAAACAUCUUACCUCUAAAAGUUGCUACUAAUUGCUGAUUUAAGAGAAUUGUUUUUAAGUAACAUAUGUGUCAACCCUAAAUAUUUAUUCUUAAUGUAUUUCAUCAAGUGUUUUAGCACUAAAACCAGAUAAAUCAAUGACACAUUAACAGUGGAGAAGAGACUCCGGAUUCAUUCAUUCACUUGUUUUCCUUCGGCUUAGUCAUUUUAUUUAUCAGAGGUCGCGACAGCGAAAUGAACCGCCAACUUAUCCAGCAUAUGUUUUAGACAGCGGAUUUCCUUCCAGCUGCAACCCAGUACUGGGAAACACCCAUACACUCUGCUAUUCACACGUACACACUACGGUAAAUUAAGUUCAUCCAGUUCACCUAUACGCUUAUUUCACGCGGCCGCCAUUUUAAAUAACCAAAGCGAGCGGUGAGAAGACACCCGGAAGUAUAGGAUCAGCACUGUAAACAUUGCAGUAACAUGCUGUGGACUACACACCUCCAGCUGUUGCAGAGAUUUCAAAAUGCAGAACUGGUGUAAACAUCACUUUAAUAUCAUUCAGUAAGUUUAAUUUAAACAAUUAAAAGCAAUUUAGCAUCAAACAACAUCACAAUCUCUGUAAGCAGGGGCGUCGCU
Molecule: messenger RNA, 3768 nt
Organism: Danio aesculapii
Lineage: Eukaryota; Metazoa; Chordata; Actinopteri; Cypriniformes; Danionidae
Gene: slc12a10.3
Product: solute carrier family 12 member 10, tandem duplicate 3
Exons: 26
Coding region: 48-3047 (999 amino acids)
Biological process (GO): potassium ion homeostasis; cell volume homeostasis; sodium ion transmembrane transport
Cellular component (GO): membrane
Molecular function (GO): sodium:potassium:chloride symporter activity
Source: RefSeq, a predicted model, not a curated record